Prunus armeniaca (apricot) is the source of this 306-nucleotide messenger RNA. Lineage: Eukaryota; Viridiplantae; Streptophyta; Magnoliopsida; Rosales; Rosaceae. The record is from the annotation of a GenBank genome assembly.
AUGUCAAAUGCUGCUGUCCUCCUCCUACUCCUCCUCUGCCCAAACGGAGACCAAAUGGCAAGAGCUCUUCUGCUUGUAGGGUUCUUAUGCAAAGUCAAGGGGUGUUUGGGGUUUCUGAUUCUCACUCAGUUAAGUCAAAAGAUGAUGACUUGGGCACCCUUGUUCAGCAUGCCAUGUAUCAGCCACAGAAAAUCUUUCCCAUGUAAGGCUAGGCGAAUUCAGUCGCUCAAGAUGCGAUUUUCAGGUACAUACGAAAGCAACAAGAUACUAAGGGUCUACCUGAUUCUCCACCAAGGAGAAAAUUGA